Molecule: messenger RNA, 2229 nt
Organism: Ipomoea nil (Japanese morning glory)
Lineage: Eukaryota; Viridiplantae; Streptophyta; Magnoliopsida; Solanales; Convolvulaceae
Exons: 6
Coding region: 376-1809 (477 amino acids)
Source: RefSeq, a predicted model, not a curated record
CGAGGCUUAGGUCAUGUUGUGGUUAUAUAAACAUAAACAUAACGUCCACUUCUUCUUCCCUACUCUCUUUCUUUCUUGUCGCCGCCGACCCCAACUCUCUCACUCACUGAUUACAUAUGACAAACUGUCCCAGUGAUAUGUCAUCCAUUCAAAUAAGUUUCAGUAGAACUUAAUUUCCCCCCUGCUAUAUCAAGCUAAGGAAGCAAUAGUUGGUCUUGGGUAUAUUUGUGGCAUUGCUUCAGUUCCUACUUCCCAUAAAGACUGAGACUAAAGCAAAUUCUGUUUGAAAUUGCUGCUUAUGGUGUGGUGUACCUUCUGAUUAUGAAAGGAAUGCUUUGAACUGAAUAAAGAAACUUCAACAGAAGAAUCUCCCAUAUGGAAGGUAAAUUUGAUAAGCAAAAUAAAGCUACAACAUAUGAAGACGGUAUUCCUGUUGACGUGACGGGAUUUACAAGAAGCAGUGUCCCUGGAAUCCUUACGAAGGAGGAUCCAGAUGAGACAGAAUACUCAAGCUCAUUUGCCGACUCUACAUCUGGUAAUGAUAAUUUUUCUGGACCAAGUGAUGCUGAAGUUGAGUCCCAAUUCUGCAAUGAAAGUGGCUUAGGGUCUUCAUUUGAUGGAUUUGGAAGUUUGUUCCCUCUGAGGAAGAAAAAGUUGACCAGUCAUUGGAGAAACUUUGUAAGUCCUGUAAUGUGGCGAUGCAAGUGGAUAGAAGUGAAACUAAAGGAGUUUAAAUCACAGGUGACAAAAUAUGACAGAGAGAUGGCUGCAUAUGAUCGGGAAAAACAUCAGGUAUUAGAUCAAAUGUUGCUACAAGAUUCUGGAUCAAAAUCAAUACCAUACAUUCAUCAAAGCGAAAAGAAAAAGGCCAUGAAGAGGAGGAGGAAACGACAGAGAGCUGAAGGAAUGGAUACAUUGUCAUAUAUGUCAAAUCAUAAGCUCUUCUCCUACUUUGAAAAUAAGAAAUCAGAUCCAGAUGGGAAUUCUGCAGGCGAUGAAUUGAGUAAUGUAGUAUUGGUGGAACACAAUACCAGCACCCAUGACGAGUUGGUUAGUGAUGAUUUUUCAAUUCUCAAACACAGUGAUGAUUUACCAGAGCAGAUCCUUCGGAAAAUUGAACUGCUACAUACAAGGGUUCACAGACUGAAUGCUCAACUUGAUACAGUGAUGGCCAAAAAUGCAUUGAAGUUCUCUUCCUCUGAGAAUCUGAGCAACCUGGGAUUUUAUGAGGCACAGGACAGCUCUGUUCGUAACCCCACAUUCUCUGCUUGCAAUGGGGAGACAGUGUCGGUUGGAUGUUUAUACACGUCUACUCAACACAUAGGUGUCAAUGAUUUUGGAGAUUCCAUCAUGCAUGAUGGUGCAAUUUCAAGCUUUGGGGUGGCUAAUCCUCCAGACAUAAGUGAAAGUAGCACAGGAUUUCUUUCGUUUGUUGAUGCCACCCAGCAUCAGGCACAGGUUGGAGAUUCUGGUGAAAAAAUUGUGGAUAACAUCCUCGCACAAAAUGAAGCAGCUGAAGUAGAAGGAGGGUGUCUUUUAAAGAUGAAUCAUGAUCAAUCCUUAGUGAAAAACCUAGGCACGGAGAAGAAUAUUGCAGACGAAAGCACUAAUCCUCCGCCUGCAGUUCCUGUACCUCAACCAAAUGCUUUGCUCAAAGCUGGUACAUCCCAUGAGCAGUCAACUUUGAGACCAUGCUUAACCUCCGAAAUUCAUUUUCCAUCUACUGCAAGUAAAAGAAAGCGAGGAGAGCGUAAAGCAGGUGGUGGUGGUUGGAAUUGGCAAAAGCCAGGAGAACCUGACAGCCAGUAAGAUUGUUUUCUGCUCGGUAUUAUUCAUAAAUUUGCAAGGUCAGACUUUUAGAUGCCAUUUUAAAAAAGAAAAAGGUGGAAACAUACCUUACCAUACCAUACCAUACCAUGUCCUUCCCAUGCAAGAUUCAAAAUAAGAAACUUAGUUAUACCGAGCAUUUUCCCAUGGCAUUUUCUGCAUUCAUAUGUGAGCCACAGACACUACACUAGAGUAAGGUGUAAGAAGUGCCAGCAGUUGUCAGUCUCUUUUCUCUACUCUACUCUUUGUUAGCGGAACAUUAACAUAUGGAUUUUUCUAGGUUGAAAUUUGUAGCUCUGAGGCUGGUGCUUGAUCUCAGCUUCCAUAAAAACGAGAAUUUUCUUGUGUUGUAUGUUAAAAAUUAAAUUAGCAGCAAUAUACAAAUUUAUUUUUCUUCUGUUA